Molecule: messenger RNA, 2732 nt
Organism: Seriola dumerili (greater amberjack)
Lineage: Eukaryota; Metazoa; Chordata; Actinopteri; Carangiformes; Carangidae
Gene: bub3
Product: BUB3, mitotic checkpoint protein
Exons: 8
Coding region: 166-1146 (326 amino acids)
Biological process (GO): mitotic spindle assembly checkpoint signaling
Cellular component (GO): kinetochore; bub1-bub3 complex; mitotic checkpoint complex
Molecular function (GO): ubiquitin binding
Source: RefSeq, a predicted model, not a curated record
GGCAGCACUUGCUUAGACGGGAGUUAGCUUCACGCAGCCGCCUUUGCUAGCGAGUAAUUUCCACGCUACAUAUAUUUUUUGUAUUUUAUCGUAAAACCAAGGCAUAAUAAUUAGGAUUGUUAAACAAAAGAAUCGUCUUCGUCUGAACGCUACUAAACUGAAGCGAUGACAGGCUCAAACGAGUACAAGCUGAACCAGGGACCAGAGGACAGCAUCUCUGCUGUCAAGUUCAGCCCCAGCACAGCUCAGUUCCUGCUGGUUUCCUCAUGGGACUGCACUGUCCGUCUCUAUGAUGUCGGAGGCAACACCAUGCGGAUGAAGUACCAGCACACAGCUCCAGUUCUUGACUGUGCUUUUUAUGACCCAACACAUUCUUGGAGUGGAGGUUUAGAUGCACAGUUAAAAACUCAUGAUUUGAACACAGACCAAGAUACAAUAGUUGGAACACAUGAUGCCCCCAUUCGUUGUGUGGAGUACUGCCCAGAGGUUAAUGUCAUGGUAACGGGUAGCUGGGACAGAUCAGUUCGGCUGUGGGACCCGAGGACGCCGUGCAAUGCUGGCACCUUUACUCAGCCUGAAAAGGUGUAUACCCUGUCCGUGGCUGGAGAUAGGCUAAUCGUUGGCACAGCUGGAAGACGAGUCCUGGUGUGGGAUUUGAGGAACAUGGGCUACGUACAGCAAAGAAGAGAGUCCAGCCUCAAGUAUCAGACUCGCUGCAUUAGAGCCUUCCCCAACAAACAGGGCUACGUCUUGAGUUCAAUUGAGGGACGUGUAGCUGUGGAGUACCUGGACCCAAGCCAGGAGGUUCAGAAGAAGAAGUACGCCUUCAAGUGCCACAGGCUGAAGGAGGAAGGAAUUGAGCAUGUUUACCCCGUCAAUGCAAUCUCAUUUCACAGUGUCCAUAACACCUUUGCCACAGGUGGCUCAGACGGCUUUGUGAACAUCUGGGACCCGUUCAACAAGAAGCGACUGUGUCAGUUCCACCGGUACCCGACCAGCAUCGCCUCUCUCGCCUUCAAUAACGACGGCACCAUGCUCGCCAUCGCCGCGUCCUACAUGCAUGAGAAGGGAGACAUUAGCCACCCAGAGGAUGCCAUCUUCAUCCGCCAAGUCACAGAUGCCGAGACCAAGCCCAAGUCAACCUAAACUCCCCCUGGAAUGGUUCCCUCCGCGUCUGAAAACCUUCAUCACAUUUGGGUUAUCUGCUGGCAUCCAGUGUAUCAUUACCACAUUGUUUUCUGUCAUUUAUUUCCAUUCCAAUAAUAACAGUUUCUUUCUUGUAAGUAAUGUUUGUUAAAAUCUUCUUUUCUUUUCUGGCUCUUGUUAAAUAUUUCAUUGUUUUGUGUCUGUUCUGACAACUAAGUAUUGUUGUUGUCUUGACUAAUGUUUUGCAUACACCUUUCUGGCAUUUUUUUGCAUGGUCAUCUUGGAGUCACCGGACAUGAAUGGAUUUUUUUUUUUACCAUUUUUGUUGACUCUUAAGAUGGAGCUACAUUUUAACAUGACACUGAAGCUGUCCUUGGAUCAGUCUUUUAGCACUGAUAUGAGCUUUGUGAGUAUAAUUAAAAGAACAUUUUGACCAAGUCAGUUCAUACUCGUAACAUUUGUCGCGUUUACUACCUGUGGAAGAAAACCUGAGAAAUGCCAGGAAUGUGUCGGGGCAGAAGAGGUUGCUCUCUUGAUGAUGUGUUGAGGGAAAGUGAUGAUCCACUCGUCUUGCCGAGGGCUCCACUUGCCCCCAGACAGUGACCUGUGCUGAUAGACAUCAGAGGUCUGCGGCCUAAACCAGAUCCUGCUUUAAUACUGGGGAAAAUUGGGAGAAAACCACUAAACUGGAUGACCUGGCUGCACCUGGCAGACUUGGCGGGGGGUGGGGGGUGUUAACACUAAAACAAAAUGGUCAUGAGGCUCACUUAUAGAUAUGCAUUAUUUUUAAUUGUGCAUUAUCAGUUGAGAAGCCUGAGUGGUAAAUUCAAGUUCUGCCAGUGCUGAAACACUGCCAACUUGAGUUCUGUCCAUCUUUUAGUUUCACUGCGCCGUGGGUUUGUUUCUAACUCAUUUAUUGAGAAUUACAUACAGAGAAACGCAAUUUUAAAAAGAAACAUUCUCAUAAUUGUAUUAAUAUAGAAGAUAAAAGAUGAUGUUUCAGUAUGCUCGUACUUUUUCAUCAUUAUCGCUGAAUUUAUCUGCUGCAGUUUUGCGAGUUGUUACACUGGUGACAGAGUCAGACGCAGCGCAGACCUUUUUAAUGCAGUAUUCGGUAGCGUAUGAAUGGGAACAGCGAACGCAGCAGUGCCCUGCAAAAGUCUAAGUGGUGUCUUUUUCCCUCAGUUCAGAUUUUCAAUUGCAACUAAUGCAAUUUCUGAAGCCCUUCAGCCAAAGCAGCAGAGAAGAUAUAGAUGUCAAUUAUUCUGUUUAAGAGCCUCAAUUUUUUCUAAUGGCUCUAUCUGCUUCUGCGGUAUCCUGGAAAUGAUUAGUUCGGUUUGGUUAAAUGAUGUAACUAAUUCCCAUGAUUGUCGAUAAUGAGUCUGUCUUUGACGUUGGAUUAUGACUGCAGCUUAAUAUGAAACGGCAUUCGUUUUGGGACAUAAUUACUGCUUAUGAAGCAGAUGUAGAAUGGCCAGGGGUUUGUUGUUGGGGCUACAGCGAAUUACCUUAUUUCCUGUCAUCUUUGGCUUCCGCUAAAUUGGAAAAUUGAGUUCUUUGAGUGUGCAUUAAAACUGUUAAGGUUU